CAGCAAUUGUCAGGUGGACAGAGGAGGGGGGGGGCUGUCUAUUUUAACAAGCCAUCCACACGAUACUUUGGGCACGUAAAUCUUUGAGUAAUAACCAUAAAGUGCUUUUCCUUGUCUCAGCACACCACUACCUUGUCUGAUUUCCCGUCAACGUCAAGGUACAAUAAGCUGCAGCAAUGUCUGAGGGACCGUCCAAGAGAAAGCGAAAGUUUGCUGCUACACGCCGACUCCUUUUGAAAUCCAAACUGCUGAAAAAGGCAGCUGCUAUGCUGGUGGCUGAAGGUGAAGAGAAAGAAAGGGAGAAAGAAAGAGUUGUGAAUGAGUCAUACCCUCCACUGCAGCUGUCAGGAAUGUCAGUCCAGGAGCUCCAGGAACUUUGCAAAGAAUUACAUCGUAAAAUUGACGUAGUGGAUGAAGCACGUUAUGAUAUGGAGGUCAAAGCAGGCAAAAACGAGAAAGAGAUUAUAUCACUCAGUCAGAAGAUCAUUGAGCUGAAGGGUAUAAAGAGGCCCAAUUUGAAAAGGGUCAAGAAAACAACAGACGAUAUGCUGGGUGCAUGCACCGAGACCUCCAGACUAACAAAGGCUGAUUUCAAGGCCAACCUGAAGACAGUAAAGAAAGAAGAUGAAAAGAGGGAAGAAGUGACGGACUGGCGGAAGAAUGUGGAAGCCAUGUCCGGCAUGGAAGGCAGAAAGAAGAUGUUUAAUGCUGGACAGUAAAAAUUUGCUCAUGCUAAAAAUAAAGCUGUAUUAGCAACACAUCUUGCUAAAAUAAAGCUUUAGUUUGCAAUGCAUAAGCUGAAGUGAGUGAGUUUUUAUCUGAGUGAAUUAAAACUUGUCAACAUGACUUAAUGUACAUUUGUAAGUAGAAAAAAAACUGUAUGCUUUGAAUGCAAGAAUACAUAUUACGUAAUAAAUUCUAAUAUUUGCACAUUAAAACUGCACUAAAGAAAAUCCAGAUUAGCUUGAUUUUGAUUUUUCCUUUCAAAGUGUUUUUAAUUGCAUAUCGCUAUUUCAAUAUCUGCAGUAUGUGUGUUGCCAAUUAAACAAAUGUGCCUGUA
Oreochromis niloticus (Nile tilapia) is the source of this 1060-nucleotide messenger RNA. RefSeq names its product troponin I, slow skeletal muscle. Gene Ontology annotation, biological process: cardiac muscle contraction; skeletal muscle contraction. Gene Ontology annotation, cellular component: troponin complex. The transcript has 8 exons. Lineage: Eukaryota; Metazoa; Chordata; Actinopteri; Cichliformes; Cichlidae. The record is from RefSeq and is a predicted model, not a curated record. The coding region runs from base 177 to 719 and encodes 180 amino acids.